This is a messenger RNA of Camponotus floridanus (Florida carpenter ant), 1985 nucleotides long. RefSeq names its product lysosomal aspartic protease. The coding region runs from base 121 to 1224 and encodes 367 amino acids. The transcript has 8 exons. Lineage: Eukaryota; Metazoa; Arthropoda; Insecta; Hymenoptera; Formicidae. Gene Ontology annotation, molecular function: aspartic-type endopeptidase activity. Gene Ontology annotation, biological process: proteolysis. The record is from RefSeq and is a predicted model, not a curated record.
AGGGAGAGUUGGUAAGCGACAACACUUCUUUUUCUGUGUAUCUGGCCAUAAAGUGUCGAAAGAAAGUCGUUGUUAAAAUUUUCACGAAUCGAGAUUUCAGCAGUAAAUAAAUUCUGAAAUAUGUUUCGCCUUCUUGUAAUAAUGACGGUGCUUUUUAUGACGACUGACGCGCGAUGCAGGGACGAGACGAAUUUCGCGGAUAGUUUUCCUUCAUUAUUUUUGACUAAUUUCCGAAACGUGAAAUACUAUGGCACUCUUUUGAUUGGAAUUCCACAGCAAAUAUUUAAAGUUGUAUUUGACACCAGUUCUGCAAAUCUUUGGGUAUUUAACACAAAUUGCUCACUCCCUAUUUGUUUGGCACGUUGUCGAUAUAAUAGUAUGAAAUCCUACACAUAUAUAUCAAAUCGUACUAAGAUUAGAAUAGGAUACUUUGAUUACAAAAUAUAUGGAUUCCUAUCUACUGAUAUAGUGGAUGUUGCCAACCUCCAUAUAAAGAAUCAAACAUUUGCAGAAGUGGCAUACGUAUCAGACGUAAAUAAUUUUAAUUUAUAUGUAAAUAUAUUUGACCGAAAAUUUGAUGGUAUCUUGGGCCUUAGUUAUUCCAAUAUAUCUGUCGGUGGAAUAACGUCUGUCUUCGACAACAUGAUUGAACAAGAGCUAGUGUCAUCACGCAUUUUCAGUUUUUAUAUACAUAGAAACACUUCAGUCAAAUUCGGUGGUAAAUUGACAUUCGGUGGUUCCGAUCCUGCUUAUUACGUAGGAGGUUUUACAUAUGUUCCAGUUACUAAGAAGGGAUACUGGCAAUUUACCCUAGAGAGUAUCUACAUAAAGGAUUUGAUUUUGUGCGAGAAAAGCUGCCAAGCUAUCAUUGGUUCAAGUACUUGGCAAAUAAUGGGACCAGAAAAGGAUAUUUUACAUAUUAAUGAACUUAUUGGAAUUAAUACACAGGGAAGAGUGGACUGCAAUAGAAUUUUCGGAUUGCCUACAAUCAGUUUUAAUUUGGGUGGUAGGACGUUCAAUCUUACUGCUAAAGAUUACAUCAUUCGAUAUCCAUAUGAUGAAAGUAUAUGUAUAACCGUCUUCUGGAAAUACAACCCAUUAUAUGAUAUCGAUGAAGUAAAAUGGGUUCUGGGCACGCCAUUUAUGGGCCGUUACUACACCGAGUUUGAUAUGGAGAAAGACCGAUUGGGAUUUGCUUUGGCCGAAAAAAAUUUCAUAAAAUAGAAAAUUUCAUCAAAAUGUAUAGAAAAUCUUUUCUAUACAUAAGAAGAAGAUAGAAAAUUUCAUAGAAAAUUUCAUCAAAAUGUAUAGAAAAUCUUUUAUUGUCAUCUUUUGUUGUAUACAUUAUCAUCAUUUUUUAAAUUAUUUAUUUAGUUUUCGGUAAGAAAAAAACUUAAUCUCUUUUAGUCGCCAACUGACGAAGUUCCCAUAUCACUAUGAAUUUUUGCGUAGUAUGUACAUAAUGGUGUUUUAAUUUUCAACCGCAAUACUUUACCGUAAAUGCAGCUGAUUGCUAAUUAGAAUGCGAAUUUUUACGAGUUAUAUCAUUCGUUAAAAUCAUUCUUGCAUGGCCGUCUAAUCGAUAUAAUCAAUCUAUUCUUUCGAAAAGCUGAUUUUUCCUUCAUUAUCAAUCUUCAUUACGUGCGUAUUUAAUAAUUUAUUUUAAUAAAAUUUGUUUCAAUUAUAAAACAAAAUGUCAAAUAAAAUAUUUUUAAAUUUGAUUGAUCGAUAGGACGGAUGAUCGAUAACACGGAUAUGUUUCGAAUGCGCGCGAUGAUAUAUAUAACAGCCGCCAAAUGUCGGUAAAUGAUAACUUUAGCAAUCGAGUACAAUUUCUGUUUUGUAUGUCGCAACGUAUAGAAAGAAAUUUGCCAGAAAUUUCGAAAACAUAUUCCGCUGUCUCGUUGUUGUUAUGAUUCUGAACGACGCGGAAAUCCAAAGCUAUGUUUAUAUUGUAUUGUAUGUGUACAUUACAUAUUGGUAUA